GAGAGAGUUGACAUUAAAUAACAUAAAAGUAAAAACAAGAUAAAAAUAUAAACAUAAAACUAACGUUUCGACCCCGUUCGGGUUAUUUUUAAAGUUAUAAACUAAUAUGUAUAUACAAAAAACGGUUAACUAAAAUAGACCAACAAAGAUAACUAAUUAUAGAGGUACAAUGACAAAAAUGAUUAAAAGUAGACUUUAGUAGACUUUUAAUUGUUUAGGCUGAUUUCAAUUAUAUAGUCGACGGAAAGUAGAUCCUGAAUUUACGUCAAAUAUUUAAAAAAUAUCACUGAGUAUCAAAUAAAUAUAAGGUAAACGUACGGAAUAACGCCACUGAUCCGAAUAGCGCCAUCUUAACCUAUUUUAUACACGCAGUAAAAUACAACGUAGUGAAAGUGUUUAUAAAUUUUUAGAAAGAGAUUGUGAAAAUGUGCGAAAUGAUUCCGCCAAAACAAAGGGCUAACCAUUCAAAAUCAGCAAAAACUGUUACAUACUCUUUGGAGUCACUAAUACAAACUGUUAACGAUGUCAAAAAUAGAUUAGGAAUUCAAACAGCGUCUAAAAAAUAUGGCAUCCCAAGAAGAAUUAUUCAAUUAUUUCCUAGAUUUCUAUUGUGUUUUCUAGAGAAAAUGAAACAAUUCCGGUUGGAAUCUAUUCCGAUUUGUUCCAUGAUAGAUGUCUUGAUAAGGCGUCAUUCGGUACAUAUUAGUGGCAUAAAUCGGGACAUCACACAAUUUUAG
Molecule: messenger RNA, 737 nt
Organism: Acromyrmex echinatior (Panamanian leafcutter ant)
Lineage: Eukaryota; Metazoa; Arthropoda; Insecta; Hymenoptera; Formicidae
Gene: rad50
Product: DNA repair protein rad50
Biological process (GO): telomere maintenance via telomerase; telomere maintenance via recombination; double-strand break repair
Cellular component (GO): Mre11 complex; condensed nuclear chromosome; nucleus
Molecular function (GO): ATP hydrolysis activity; single-stranded telomeric DNA binding; G-quadruplex DNA binding
Source: RefSeq, a predicted model, not a curated record